Laetiporus sulphureus 93-53 is the source of this 1504-nucleotide messenger RNA. RefSeq names its product alpha-ketoacid dehydrogenase kinase. Gene Ontology annotation, biological process: regulation of glucose metabolic process; protein phosphorylation. Gene Ontology annotation, cellular component: mitochondrion. NCBI's taxonomy places the organism in Eukaryota, Fungi, Basidiomycota, Agaricomycetes, Polyporales, Laetiporaceae. The transcript has 12 exons. Gene Ontology annotation, molecular function: pyruvate dehydrogenase (acetyl-transferring) kinase activity. The coding region runs from base 106 to 1416 and encodes 436 amino acids. The record is from RefSeq and is a predicted model, not a curated record.
AGACGACGAUGCGCAUCCACACGAGUCAUUGCCAUCUAACGCCUCCUUGGCCUUCUCCGGCACAGGAUAGUGCACUUGUUUCUACACUUGAGUCCACCAACGGGCAUGCUCGUCAACUGCUGUCGCAUGCAUUUGCAUAGAGGAGGACUGGUGCUACUACCAGGCGGCUCGCGCUCGAUCUCUACGGCUUUCCAUUUCUAUCAGAACAAGCAGCUGGAGCUGUAUGCGGCGAAAGAUGCGCAACGGUUGACUCUAAGGCAACUGGUCUUUUUCGGCCGUUCAAUGAAUGAGGACCGUAUUAUCAAGAGUGCAAACUAUGUGCGGACGGAAUUACCAGUCCGCAUUGCGCACAGGCUGCGGGAUAUGCAAACACUCCCGUAUGUGGUAGUGAACCAGGAGAGCGUCUCGGACGUGUAUGAGGCGUAUUGGUCUGCAUUUGACAGAUUCCGUCGGUAUCCGCCUUUAACGACAUUGGCUGAGAACGAUGAGUUCUGCAGAUUCCUACGGGGUCUUCUCGAUGAACACAAGUCGGUCAUCCCGAACCUCUCGCUUGGUCUAUCACUCUCCUCGCCGUACCUCGCGCCAGAACGCCUAGACUCAUUCAUGCGCCGCAUGCUCGUGUCGCGAAUAUCGCGCCGAGUGCUGGCAGAACACCAUAUUGCCUUGUCAAGAUACCUCACGGCGAAACGGAAUGGCGAGACCGUUUCUGACGAUCGUGUCGGAAUCAUUCAUCUGGGAUUGCGGGUGAAAGAGAGCAUCGAGAAGUGUGCCAGAUUCUUGCGGAAGAGACCGUAUGACGCGGACGGAGAUGCCAUUGAGGGCGCCGCGGCUGACGCUCCAUGGUCCGACGUCGUCAUUGAUGGUCACUUGGAUACAAAAUUCUCGUAUAUUCAGGCGCAUCUUGAGUACAUUGUCUUCGAACUAUUGAAGAAUUCUUUCCGAGCGACUCGUCUGCGACAUCCGACCUUUCGCCAGCUUCCCCCGAUACAAAUCACAAUUGUUGCUGGGGAGAACGAUGUGGCCCUUCGCAUAUCCGAUCAAGGCGGAGGCCUCCUUACACCGGAGAUCAGGUCACCGUCUGAUCAAUUCUCCUUCUCACAUAUUCGCAAUCCGGUUCGUCUAGACGUGUCCCGCCUGGGCGCGCUCCGCAGAAUCAGCUCCAGUGGGCGAGGGAUGACUGCUACUGUCGACGAACAAGUGAGCAGUUGGCAGAGUAAAUCAGACUGUGAGGAUCCGCAACAAAACGCAGGUGUCAACCCGCAUCCUAGAAUUGGGAUCGGGCUCCCGAUGAGCAAUAUUUUCGCAACCUAUUUUGGCGGUUCGUUGGAACUCGUCAGCUUGGACGGCUACGGCACAGAUGUGUAUCUCCGUCUUCCAAAGCUGGGCACAAACCUCGAAGGUAUCGAACUGUGGUGAAAAAUGCUUGGGACGCUUACUAUGUUGUGCGACAUUUGAUGUAUUUGCCAGAAUUUUCUGGGCACUACUUCAUGAAUUUGCUGAGGAG